Messenger RNA from Alosa alosa (allis shad), 2088 nucleotides. Its product is annotated as vomeronasal type-2 receptor 1-like. The record is from RefSeq and is a predicted model, not a curated record. The coding region runs from base 1 to 2088 and encodes 695 amino acids. Gene Ontology annotation, molecular function: G protein-coupled receptor activity. Gene Ontology annotation, biological process: G protein-coupled receptor signaling pathway. The transcript is spliced from 6 exons. Lineage: Eukaryota; Metazoa; Chordata; Actinopteri; Clupeiformes; Clupeidae. Gene Ontology annotation, cellular component: membrane.
AUGGUUGGAGGUAUUUUCCCUGUGUUUAACAAACAAAAUCACGUAAAUGCUUCAUUUGAGAAAGAACCUCCAGAGGUGACAUGUAAGGGAUUUGACAUGCGUGCUUUCCGUUGGACCCAGGUGAUGAUCUUUGCAAUUAAUGAAAUAAACAGUGAUGGCACUUUACUUCCAAAUAUCACCUUAGGGUACAGGAUUUUUGAUUCAUGCGCUUCUCCAACUAACACAUUACGUGCUGCUCUCACGCUGUUGAGUGAGGAAAAUGGGGACAAGUAUACAGCUCAAUGUCAGUCUCCUAUUUCAGCAUUAAUAGCCGAAUCAGGUUCAUCACAGUCAUUAGCUCUUGCUGGAACAUUUGGACCUUUUAACCUGCCAAUGGUUAGCUACUUCUCAACUUGUGCCUGCCUGAGUGACAAAAGUAAAUACCCAACAUUUUUCAGAACAAUACCGAGUGACUACCACCAAGCAAAGGCUUUGGCUUUUCUGGUGAAAAGAUUUGGAUGGGAGUGGAUAGGAACCUUACAAUCUGAUAAUGACUAUGGUAGAAAUGGACUGUCAGCAUUCAUUACUGAAGUGAAGAAGCUUGGAGUUUGUAUUGCAUUUACUGGGACUGUUUUGCGAACGUACCCCCAGAGUAAAAUACUUGAGGUUGUUGAAAUGAUCAAAAUGUCAACUGUACGAGUUAUUCUUGCCUUUGUGCCCGAGGGGGAUCUUUAUCCAGUAAUGAAGGAGAUAGUGAGACAAAACAUAACUGGACUACAGUGGAUUGCAAGUGAGGCCUGGAUAACAGCAGCUCGCCCAUCCACUCCUGAAAUGUUUACGUCUUUUGCAGGCACAAUUGGUUUUUCAGUGCGCAAGAUGGCAAUUCCGAAACUACAAAACUUCCUCACUAACAUCAGUCUCUAUUCUAAUCCAGGAGCUGCUUUUUUUGGUAGUUUUUGGGAAACUCUUGUCACUGCUACGCUAAGAAAAGUAAAGUUUGUAGAUGAAUUUGGAGAGACUGUGUUUUUUGAUAGCAAUGGUGAUCUUCCUCCUUCCUACGAUAUCAUCAACUGGCAGCUAAGGCACGGAGAGGUUCCAAAAGCUGUGUGCUCAGAGGUAUGUCCUGUUGGCACAAGAAGAGCACCCAUUAAAGGAAGGCCCAGCUGCUGUUUUGACUGUGUUCCAUGUGCUGAUGGCACUAUCACUAAUCAUUCAGCAUUGGACUGCACCCCCUGUCCUGAGGAGUACUGGUCCAAUGAGGAGAGGAGUAGCUGUGUAUUAAAAUAUAUUGAGGUCUUGUCCUUUAAGGACACACUGGGAAUCAUUCUGACAGCCGUGUCUUUAUUUGGGGCCUCCCUUACUUUAGCAACCACAGUCAUUUUCCUUGUGUUCAGGCACACACCCUUAGUGAGGGCAAAUAAUGCAGAACUGAGUGCCCUGCUGCUGCUCUCCCUCCUCCUCUGCUUCCUCUGCCCUCUCACCUUUAUAGUUGAGCCCACUGCCUGGUCCUGCAUGCUGCGCCACACAGCAUUUGGCGUGACCUUUGCCCUCUGCAUCUCCUGUGUUUUAGGGAAAACAUUGGUUGUGAUCACAGCUUUCCGUGCCACUUUGCCAGGUGCAACUAAAUUUGGGCCUGUGCAACAGAGGAUCAUUGUAUAUUCAUGCACUGGGAUUCAGGUUCUUAUUUGUAUACUCUGGCUAAGUAUUGCACCACCAUAUCCCCAAAUAAGGCACAACAAUAGAAAGAUUAUUGUGGAAUGCAACACAGGGUCAGACACAGCAUUUUAUGCUGUGUUGGGGUACAUAGGCUUUUUAGCAGGUAUAUGCCUAGUUGUAGCUUUCUUAGCAAGGAAAUUACCAGAUAAUUUCAAUGAGGCCAAAUUCAUUACUUUCAGUAUGCUUGUAUUCUGUGCUGUGUGGAUCACAUUCAUUCCAGCAUAUGUCAGCUCACCGGGAAAAUAUACUGUGGCAGUGGAAAUAUUUGCUAUUUUGUCCUCUGCAUUUGGUUUACUUGGUUGCAUUUUUGCCCCUAAAUGUUAUAUUAUUAUUUUUCAUCCUGAGAAAAACACUAGAAAACAUAUAAUGGGGAAGGUGCCUAGGAGCAUUUGA